Molecule: messenger RNA, 1155 nt
Organism: Ananas comosus (pineapple)
Lineage: Eukaryota; Viridiplantae; Streptophyta; Magnoliopsida; Poales; Bromeliaceae
Product: probable WRKY transcription factor 70
Exons: 3
Coding region: 99-962 (287 amino acids)
Biological process (GO): regulation of DNA-templated transcription
Molecular function (GO): DNA-binding transcription factor activity; sequence-specific DNA binding
Source: RefSeq, a predicted model, not a curated record
UAGCUCCCUAAGUUCCAAGUGUUUCCAACCCCCACAACAACGAGAGUUAAGGGGGAAAAAAGAGAUCUAGUGAGUUAGGGAGAGAGAGAGAAAUAGGAAUGGGAACUAAUGAGACACAAAGGGCACUAGAAAACCAUAAUUCGACGGCGGUCGGCGAGCUGAUCAGAGGGUGGCGGUCGGCGGUCAAGCUCGAGGAGUUGCUACGAGAAUUUUUGCCCCCGGAGAACCUGGGGACGGAUUCUGCCAUCCUGGCACUUGUCGCAGAUAUUUUGGGCUCGUUUUCGAAAACGGUUAAUGCUUUGGAUUCUGAGAGGCAGGGCCAAGGGUCGCAUUUCAAUCGCUCAGCACGAUCGACUCGGAGGAAUUGGCGUGGAAGGAGAAGGGUUCAUCCUUACGAGUGUACGAGGGUGCUAACAAAGACAAUGGAUGAUGGAUUCACAUGGCGAAAAUACGGGCAAAAGGAAAUCCUUAAUUUGAAGCAUCCAAGGAGCUACUUCAGGUGCACACACAAGUAUGAUAAAAGAUGCCCAGCCACAAGACAAGUUCAGAUCUGGGAACAAGACCCCUCCAUGCUUGAGAUCACUUACAUUGGAGAACACACAUGUAGAGAUCUCCACAACUCUUCUACCAUCACCGACAUCGUCGACUCAAACGCUACGACAACAACAACAAAUCAUAAUGAUCAUAAUGAUCAAAAUGCUCCCCCCUUCUCUUCCUCUUCUUCUUCUUCUUCUUCUGCGUACUCAUCGAAAGAGGCCUCCCCCUUAACAUUUCCGGUUCUGCCUGAUAUAGUAGGAUUCGAUCCGGUCAUGCCGAUCGCGCAACUUGCAAGUUUUGCGUCGGAAGUUUUACCCAGUGUGCAAUCUUCUACCGGCUGCUCUGAUGCGAAUUUCGAUGAAAAGUUCUUGGAAGUCGACGAUAUACUCGGCUUCGAUGAUCAGUUUGGGUUAUUUUUAGAUUAGAGUGGUUUAUAUUAGGUUUUACUAGAAAGGAUUAUAGGAGGGUUUUGUUUUUUAACUCCUAGUAGAGGGACUUUAAUUUUGUUGCUGAUUUGGGACUAGAUGAAUCAAAACUUACUAAAGAAGGAGAGGAAAAACUACAGAUGUAUACCAUACAAAUAAAUGAAGCACAACUUAGUUUUCAUUAUUUGCAAAA